AGUUUACAACACAGUGCAGACGUCAUCGGUUUAGUAAGAGAAAAUGGCAUCUGGACCUUCUAAAUCAGAUAUUCAAGCUGUAUUCAAAAGAUUAAAAAGUAUUGGUUCUAAUAAAGUAAGUAUUGAUAUUUAUCACAAUUAAAAUUUUAAAAAUUCAAGAAAAUUCAUUAUACAAACCGUACAAUCUCCACCACAUCUUUUAUUGACAGUAAACACAUGUGUUAUCAAAGAAGAUAUUUGCAAAAAAAUUUAUUAACAAAGUACCUUUAUAAGUAUCUUGUUAUAUCCAAGAACUAGGAAAAAUCAUAUCAAAUAUUAUAAACUAAACUCAGUUGAUGGCAAUAAGAAUUUCCUUCAGAAGAUUCAUUUGUUUUAUAAAAAAAAUUGUUCGCAAUACAAACCUUAUUACUUUCAGCAAUGCUUUGAUUGUGGUGCAAAUAACCCAACAUGGGCAAGUGUGACAUAUGGAGUAUUUUUGUGUAUAGACUGUUCUGCUGUACAUAGAGGUCUUGGAGUUCACCUUACAUUUAUUCGCUCCACAAACUUGGACACUUCAUGGACUUGGCAACAGCUUCGAGCAAUGCAAUGUGGUGGAAAUGCAAAUGCUUCUGAAUUUUUCCGGAAACAUGGUUGUAGUACAUCAGAUGCUCAAGUGAAGUACAACCACAGGGCUGCUACCUUAUACAAAAAUAAAUUACAAGCUGACUCGGUUAAAGCGAUGAAACUGUAUGGAACGGAUUUACAUAUUGAACACCAGGCUCACGUGCAAUCGCCCGUUCAGAAAGACGUUGAUUUCUUCCAGGAGCAUGACAGCGAGGCAGUUAAUUUGGCAUCACAUACUUUAGAAAGAGAAAUGACUCAACCAAUACCUGUUAAGAAUGGUAACAAUGAAAAUGGUCCGGCGCCUGAUGUCUCUGCUGCUCUAAGCAUUUCGCCAACAGAAGCAGCUCAGAAAGUAGAAGUAAGAAAGUCAACAAUAGGCACUAGGAAGCCAGUUGCAAAUAAGAAAGCUUUAGGAGUUAAGAAAGGCGGUUUAGGUGCACAAAAAGUAAAAACUAACUUUAAUCAAUUAGAAGCGGAAGCUACCGCCAGAGAUAAACAAAAGCAAUUAGACGCCGUUGCAUAUGCCCAACAAGCUGCAAUUUCCAAAGAGGAAGAAGAGAAAAGAAUGGCUCAGGCGAGGUUGGCCUAUCAAGAUUUAGGUGCAAAUCAGAAAGAAAAGGAAUCUAAAGCUCUGAAAAAUAUGGAUUCCAAAAAAGCUGCACAAGCUGAAAGGCUAGGAAUGGGUCUAGGUUCCACUUCAGCUUCGAGAAAUGUUAGUCAUUCAGCAUUCAGUGAUAUGCAUUCUAUUCAACAAGAACUGCCAAGUUCUUCGGUACGCUCCAAGUACAGCCGAGACCUGGACGAUGAACUCGAUUCAAAAUUCGGCUUUACUGGUUAUCACUCUCGCACUUUAGAUGACUCUGUCAAAGGAUCCUCUUGGGAUACACCUGCAGACCGUUUUGAAUCUAAGACUUCAUCACAUUUUGACUCAGACUUCAAGUCAGAUUACAAAUCAGAUUUCAUUCCAUCUAUGAAAGAUAGCGAUGAUAAAGGACGUUCUAGAAAGGGAAUUUCGUCGAGUUUUGAAUCAUCUGCAUCGGAGAACGCGCAAAAGAAAUUUGGAAAUGCGAAAUCUAUUAGCUCAGCUCAAUUUUUUGGUAAUGAAGGACUCGAUUUUGAAACAAAACAAAGUCUUAGCCGAUUCGAAGGAAGUAAUGCUAUAUCUAGUGCCGACUUUUUCGGUGAAAAAGAAACCAGGCGAGAUUCUCCUUCAGGUCCCGACUUGGCUGAUGUUAAAGAGAGCCUUAAACAGUCUGUUACUAAUGUUGCUGGAAAAUUAUCAACUCUUGCUAAUGGAGUGAUGAAUUCUUUUCAGAAAAGAUAAACAGGAAAGGAAAAGAUGGUAAGAUAUAUCUGUCGCUUAUGAUUUUUCUUAUUUUUUCAAUUAUUUUGUUUAACACCUAAAUGCUCUUGGUCGGUUAUAGAUUUAAAUACUCUUUCUUGAUGUUUAUCCCAAACAUAAUAAAACAAACUAAAUCAAUAAUAAUACCUAACUGUUAUUUUCUUUGGGAAUAUCUUGUUAAUGCCUGAAUAAUUUUAGGGUAAAAAGGCUUUUUUAUUGUACCAGACGUUCUCUCUUUUCAUGUAGUUUAUAUCACUGUUAACUAAACUCAAAUGAAAAUCAAUAAAUAAUUUACAUCUCUUCAAGUUGUUAUUUAUAUAUUUUUAUGAGAUAUUAGUAAAUGUAGAGGAGAGAUGUUAUAAUUUUACGAAUAUUUAUUGAUUUUACAAAGAUAUAUCAGCCUGAAAAACUAUAACUAACAGUUUCCUUAUUUCCUACAGGAUUACUAUUAAAAUAAACGAGGAAAUACAUUGUUAUAAUUUAAAAAAAUAUGUGAUAUCAACUUCAUUUUGGCGGAAAGAAAAAAUAAAAGGAAUUGCAACAUCAAUGAAAGAAUAAUUCGCCUUUAUUAUGCCUCUUUCAAACUUUUAGGAUAAUAUGUUUCGCUUAUGACACAAAAAUAAUAUAGAUAUAUACAGCAUAUAUAUAUAUUUAAAUAUAUGAAGUGAAUGUAUAGUAUAUAUUUAUAUUUUUUCAUUAAUUUUCCCUGGUUAUAACUGGCGAAUGUUAAUCAGAGAGUUUAUUU
Dimorphilus gyrociliatus is the source of this 2690-nucleotide messenger RNA. NCBI's taxonomy places the organism in Eukaryota, Metazoa, Annelida, Polychaeta, Dinophilidae. The record is from the annotation of a GenBank genome assembly.